AUGCAGACCGUGAAAGACGCGUGUGCGCACAGGACGUCCUUCUCCGUGGAGGACAUCCUCGACCCGAGGAAAUUCACGCGCAGAAGGCCGGAUCAAGACGCUGCUUUGGAGAUGGCAGAACUUCAAACUCCAAAAGAGAACCAAGAGCCCAAGGCCUGUAUGGUCCAUGCCUCUUCAGAUGACAGCAGCAGCCCUGACGAGGAGGAGGACCAAGAUCCAAAAAACACAAAAAUAAAGACCAAGAGCCGCCGUAACCGCACUGCGUUCACGUUGGAGCAGCUUGAGAUCCUGGAGCACAGUUUUCAGAGGUGCCACUAUUUGUCAGUGCUGGACAGACACAACAUCGCCACUCACCUGCACCUAUCUGAGACACAAGUGAAGAUUUGGUUCCAAAAUAGGCGUACGAAGUGGAAGAAAGAGAGGCAGCAUGGCAAGGAGGGAGAGGACGAAUACAGUGCCUUCAUGCCAAACUCUUCCACCUUUCAUCCAUCAACAUUCUACAGCUCUGUGCCCUAUAACACACCGUACCGUCAGCAACGUACUGCAGUCCACGUGUUUGCACCCUCACCUUUGGUGACCUACUCCUAUUACUAA
Molecule: messenger RNA, 594 nt
Organism: Periophthalmus magnuspinnatus
Lineage: Eukaryota; Metazoa; Chordata; Actinopteri; Gobiiformes; Gobiidae
Gene: pnx
Product: posterior neuron-specific homeobox
Exons: 2
Coding region: 1-594 (197 amino acids)
Biological process (GO): regulation of DNA-templated transcription
Molecular function (GO): DNA-binding transcription factor activity, RNA polymerase II-specific; DNA binding
Source: RefSeq, a predicted model, not a curated record